AUGAAUCAACAUAUCAGCACUUAUCAGAACAAAACUUACCUUAUCCCUUACACAAAUAAUAUAUAGAGGUUUCCUCUAUAUAGCGCUAAAAGCGCAGACAUUUUCCCAGGAGCUUUCCAAGUUCGUCGGACCAAAUCGCUUUUUGGUCCGACCAAGGCAUUGAUUUGGUGCAACCUACCGAUAAAUUCCGAUCAGAAUUUAUCGGCCUUACAGCGCCAAACAUAGGAAACUUCUAUAUAUUAAAUUGGCGAUUCGUGCCAACCUGCCUUCUUGGUAUAGCAGUCCAGACCUUAUGGCCACGGCGAACUAAGACGAACUCCGAGAAUCAAGUGCAGGCUCAAGAGCUGUGCAUUCUGGUAGGUUUUGGAUGCUUUCCUGUGGUUGAAAUGGAGGCACUCAGCAAAAUGUUUUGCAUCCGAAGACCCAUAGGCAUUCCACUACCGAUAAACUGGGGUUCAUCCCUGACCACAGGAGAACAGUCUUUUUCCUGUAUCUUUCGACAAAAGACACUUCAGCACCUGAUUCUUUGAAUCAAGCUACUCCAAUCGCCCAAGCAGGUUCGCUUAAUCCCAUAAGCUGCCCACUCAAGAUUGAAGCCUCAAGGUAAGGAGGAGACAGAAGGUACCAGAAGGAUACUCAUAAGAGGGAUAGACCCUCUGGGCUGGAGUCGAAAAGCGUUACCUCCCGUACAGAGGUCUUUUGGUGACUGCGUCACCAAUACAGCUAGCACCUUGCUUUUAAUAAACCUAAUCCCUUACAAACAUAAUCAAACAAAUUUGUUUAUCUAUGAUACUGAAUCCGAAAGAGAAACAGUUCAAGUUUUGUCUGCUCCAGAGAUUCUAAACUUUGGCACAUGCAUAACUCUACUUCCUAAUGGUGAACUUUUUUGCUUUGGCAAAAUUGAUCCAUAUUCUGGCAUUUCUUUAAUAAUUGACCAAAAUUUCGAUAUAAGAGUUCUGCCUUCUGGGACAUGCUGUGCCUGCUCAUCAGGUAUUUAUUUAAAUAACAGCGUUUAUUGCUUUGGAGGAGAAAUGAUGACUGCUCCACUGCCGCUUGCCGAAAGAUUUGACUUAGAUGAAAAUAGAUGGAUUAUGUUAAAUCCAAUGGAGGAAUAUGAUUAUUAUUGCAGCUGCGUUAUGUUUAAUGGGAAUAUUUUAAUCACAGGGUUUGAAAAUAAAAAUAUCUGACGAUAUUCAGUUGAGGAGGACUCUUAUACAAGGAUUUCUUUUGAAUUUGCAGAUAUUAAAAGAAAAAUUUUGAUAAGUGACAUUUCAGGUAAGCUAUAAUUAGAGAGGUUGUAUUUGAUUGAAUGUGGAGGGCUAAUUUUUGAAAGCGAAAUUGAAGAUGACAAUGCUUGAAAGCCAAUUGGAAGCUCAUUAAUAAGCAAUGUUUGACCUGUUCAAGUUUCUUAUGCAUAUAAUGGCAGAGCAGUGUAUUUUUCAAUGAAUUCGGAUGAAUAUCGUUAUAAGUUCGAUUUAGAUGAAAAGAAUAUGAUUAAAUUUAAGAAUUAA
Blepharisma stoltei is the source of this 1511-nucleotide messenger RNA. The record is from the annotation of a GenBank genome assembly. Lineage: Eukaryota; Ciliophora; Heterotrichea; Heterotrichida; Blepharismidae.